Molecule: messenger RNA, 2242 nt
Organism: Vigna radiata var. radiata (mung bean)
Lineage: Eukaryota; Viridiplantae; Streptophyta; Magnoliopsida; Fabales; Fabaceae
Product: putative receptor-like protein kinase At4g00960
Exons: 7
Coding region: 62-2098 (678 amino acids)
Biological process (GO): protein phosphorylation
Molecular function (GO): ATP binding; protein kinase activity
Source: RefSeq, a predicted model, not a curated record
UAAAGGUUCCUCUCAUCCCAUUUUUUUUUCUUAUUCCUCACAAAACAAUCAACAAUCCAACAUGUCUCAGCUUUCGCCAAGGCUACUUUACUUUCUCUUUUGUCUUCUGAUAACAAAUUCUAUAUCUCAAGUUAUAGCAGCCAACACUACACAAAACUUCCACUACUUCUGUGAUCAUGAUAACGAUAGAGGAGACUACACGGCCAACAGCACCUACCACACCAACCUCAACACCCUUUUGUCCACUCUCAUUUCCAAUACAGAAAUCCAUUACGGUUUCUACAAUUUCUCAAAUGGCGAAAACACUGAUAAAGUGUACGCCAUUGGGCUGUGUAGAGGAGAUGUUCAGCCAGAGAACUGCCGCACAUGCCUCAACGGUUCCAGGACCAAUCUCACUGAACUUUGUCCAAACCGAAAGGAAGCAAUUGGUUGGUACGAGGAUGAGCAGUGUAUGUUGCGCUACUCAGACCGCAAUAUAUUCGGCCUUAUGGAAAUUGGACCUGCUUUUUAUGCUAACAACGACAGGAAUGCAUCGGAUUUGGAUGAGUUCAAUGAAGAUGUCAACACCUUGCUACGUAACCUAAGUCGAAUAGCUGCAUCAGGUGACUCUCGUGUUAAGUAUGCUGCAGAUGGUAUAUCAUCAGGUUCAAAGGUCAUAUAUGGUCUAGUUCAGUGCACACCGGACUUGGAAGAGUCAGAGUGUGCUGAUUGCUUGUCUCAGUCCAUUGAACGUAUCCCAAUAGAUUGUUGUAAAGACAAGAUAGGUGGCAGGGUUGUUAGACCAAGUUGUAAUAUGCGGUUCGAAACCUCCUUUAAGUUCUAUGGAGAUCCAGCAUUUGUACCACCAGCUCCUCCUCCUUCCACCACCGGAAAGAGCAACGCAACUAUCAUAAUAAUAGCAGUAGCAGUAGCAGUUGUUGUAAUUGUUUUCGCGGUGCUUAUUUUUAUCUACAUUCGUUUAACAGCGAGGAAGCCACGGAAAAGGUUUGAAACUCAACAAGAAGAACUAGAUGAUGAUGAUGAUGGUGAUGAUGGAAUUGAUGCUUCUGAGCCAUUGCAAAUCAGAUUUAACAUCAUACGAGAUGCUACAAAUGACUUUUCUGAUUCUAAUAAACUCGGACAGGGUGGAUUUGGAGCUGUUUACAGGGGUACGCUACCCAAUGGACAAGAGAUUGCCGUCAAAAGGUUGUCAGCUAAUUCUAGACAAGGAGAUGCAGAGUUCAAGAAUGAGGUGCUUUUAGUGGCCAAACUUCAGCACCGAAAUUUAGUUAGACUACUUGGUUUCUGUAUGGAAGGAAGAGAAAAGCUACUUGUCUAUGAAUUUGUUCCAAAUAAAAGCCUUGAUUACUUCAUAUUUGAUGAAACCAAGAGAGCACAAUUAGAUUGGGAUAGGCGCUUCAAAAUCAUUGCAGGUACUGCUCGAGGUAUUCUCUACCUCCAUCAAGAUUCUCGAUUGCGCAUUAUCCAUCGUGAUCUCAAAGCUGGUAACAUUCUCUUAGACGAAGAGAUGAACCCUAAGAUAGCAGAUUUUGGCUUGGCAAGGUUAUUUGUCGUGGACCAAACGCAUGAAGAGACACAGAGAGUUGUUGGGACAUAUGGAUAUAUGGCACCUGAGUAUGCAUUGCAUGGACAGUUUUCAGAGAAGUCAGAUGUUUUUAGUUUUGGUGUAUUGAUUCUUGAGAUUGUAAGUGGCCAGAAAAUCAGUAGCAUUCAACAUGGAGAGGAAACGGGAGAUCUACGCGAUAUUGCAUGGCGAAGUUGGAAGGAAGGAAGAGCAAGAAAUAUUGUAGAUCCUACGUUAAACAAUGGUUCAGAAAGUGAAAUAAUGAGAUGCGUCCAUAUUGGGUUACUGUGUGUACAAGACAAUGCAGCUGCGAGACCCACCAUGGCUUCCGUUGUAGCCAUGCUGAAUAGUCAUUCUUUCAGUCUGCAAGUACCUGUGGCACCUGCACUUUAUGGGAAUGCCAUGUCUGGAAUCUUUGCAGACAUGCAGAUAUGGGAGAUUAAUUCAGGGACGACAAGAUCAAGAGAAUCCACCAAUAGAUCAGACCAAGAUUCCAUCAAUGAGGCUUCAAUUACUGACCCAUAUCCUCGCUAGAUUUUCAUCACUCCCUUGGUUUAUAUAUUGAGAUUAAGAAGAAUCUCAAAAGCAACGUUACUGAUUACUACAUUUGUUUAAUACAUGUUCGUUGCUUGCUGCAUAAGCUGCUCUUUAAUGCUUUUUUAUUGUUGUUAAGUUUUG